Molecule: messenger RNA, 1913 nt
Organism: Physcomitrium patens
Lineage: Eukaryota; Viridiplantae; Streptophyta; Bryopsida; Funariales; Funariaceae
Product: geranylgeranyl pyrophosphate synthase, chloroplastic
Biological process (GO): isoprenoid biosynthetic process
Molecular function (GO): prenyltransferase activity
Source: RefSeq, a predicted model, not a curated record
UUCCGCUUUAAGAGUGUGUUGGAGUUGCUUGCUCUGCUCCGAUUUGCAGUUGCAGCGAUCAUUCUGAGAUAGAUGAGCAGAUGAGAUAGGGGGGCUCACCCUUCGAUGAAAUCUCUGUUCACUCUCAUCUCCAUUGCUGCUGCUUUGUUGCCUCUCUCGCACUCUCUCUACCUGUUGAACCGCUGAGCCGUUUCAUCGCACUGCUUCUCUCCCUUCGUCUCUCAUAGUGUUUGCUAAGUCUGUUUGGUCGCUGGCUUGGUUGCUGUUCCAUUGCCAGGACGUGGUUUUCUUGAGGUUUCGAGGAUUUUGUUGAGUUGUGUGGUGUGCUGGGACAUAGAUUUACGACGUGUUUCGUGAGUACUGAAUAGUUUUUUUUUUUGUUUUUCAUAAUUUUCUUGUUGAGGCUCUAUUUUUGGGGAUUCAGGAGUGGGGAGGGUGUUGUUGGAGUGGUGGGUAGUGCGUGAAGGGGGAGGUUGAAGACGUAGACGCAGAGAUGGGGUCAGCGGUGGUCGCCCAGGGCUCUCAGUGUGUAGGUUUGAUAGCACCGACGACGAGUGUUGCGCAUGUAAGCAGUGCGAAUUCGAUCAAAAGGGCUGGGCGGACGCUACUUCGCACCCAAUUGUAUGGUAUGCGGUCCGGGGCUUUCGGCGUCGUGGGCCGGGUGCGGUUCUCGUUCAGGAUUUCCACCUCAACCUCGGUGUUACGCAUUAGGGCCCGUGUCAUUAACGACGUUGAGGAGAAAUCCUUGGAGACCAUUGCGGAUAAUUUGAAGUUUGAUUUCAAUGUGUACAUGAAAUCCAAAGCUCAGGCUGUCAAUGUGGCCCUCGACAAGGCGGUGCCAAUGCAAUACCCGGAGAAGAUUCGAGAGGCCAUGCGGUAUUCCUUGUUAGCUGGGGGGAAGAGAGUACGACCCGCCCUGUGCAUUGCGGCGUGUGAGCUUGUGGGAGGAAAUGAGGAAAUGUCAAUGCCAGCCGCUUGUGCUAUGGAGAUGGUUCACACCAUGUCCCUCAUUCAUGACGACCUUCCUUGCAUGGAUAACGACGAUUUACGGAGAGGAAAACCCACGAAUCACAAGGUAUUUGGAGAGGAUACAGCUGUGCUUGCUGGAGACGCGCUGUUGACGUACGCCUUCGAACACAUUGCACGCGAUACAACAGGAGUGCCUGCGGAUAGAGUUUUGAGAGUCAUUGCUCAUCUGGGGAAAGCCGUGGGUUCUGAGGGUUUGGUAGCCGGGCAGAUUGUGGACAUUGCAUCCGAGGGAGACCCAACUGUCGGCUUGGAAACCCUUGAGUAUGUUCACACACACAAGACUGCCGUUCUUCUGGAGUCCUCCGUUGUUUGCGGAGCCAUCCUUGGUGGAGCUUCUGAGGACGAAAUCAGCAGACUGAGCAAGUAUGCUCGCAAUGUGGGACUACUAUUUCAAGUCGUGGACGACAUCCUCGAUGUCACCAAGUCGUCGGCCGAGCUAGGGAAGACUGCUGGCAAAGAUCUUUUGGCUGACAAAGCCACGUAUCCAAAGCUGUUGGGGCUAGAGAAAUCGAAAGCGUUCGCGGAGGAGUUGACACGGAAAGCCAAGGAUCAACUCUCCGUGUUUGACCAACAAAAGGCAGCACCCUUACUUGGGCUCGCAGAUUACAUCGCUUACAGGCAGAACUAGUUACUUUCAAUCCUCCAGGUGUAGUUCAUAUGUAGGCUAGUAUAUUGUCAAGGUUGAAGGUUUCACACGGGAUGUAGGUAGACGAAUUCUAAAUUUGUGUCUGUAUCAUGGGCAACCUGUUCUUAUCCCAGUUCCUGGGAGCUUGUGGUUAGUAUUCUUUUCGUAGUUUGUAGACCUGGAAUUCGAGAUAUGUUGAGUACAUUUUCUGAGUGUCAAUUCGAAACUCAGCCGUGCAUCUCUUAGCAAGUUUCUUGCA